Molecule: messenger RNA, 2674 nt
Organism: Oenanthe melanoleuca
Lineage: Eukaryota; Metazoa; Chordata; Aves; Passeriformes; Muscicapidae
Product: collagen alpha-1(XXIV) chain-like
Exons: 8
Coding region: 54-2345 (763 amino acids)
Cellular component (GO): centrosome
Source: RefSeq, a predicted model, not a curated record
AGGGAGGUGGGUUCUACAUUCUGGAGAGAGCCUGAGCCUCCACCAGUGGGGCCAUGGCUGCCAACAGUGCUGUGAGCAGAGAGCAGAUGGAUUUCUGGGGUGGGAUGAUGUUCAUGAGGAACAGCGUCACCCCUACAGAGAGAAAAAUUGUCUGGGAUGCAGUGGCUGGCUACAUCCAACAACAGCUGAUGCUGCACAAGGGCAUCCGAAUUCCCACCCUUGGGUCCUUUGAUGUGGCCCACACAGAGACUCUGGUGGGGAACAAGACUGUGAGCCUGCAGAGGCCAGUGUUCCACCUGGCCAGGAACCUUGGAGAUGUCCAGAACCUGGAAAAUAAGGAUGACCUGGCUGGGGAUAAGGAGCUGGAGCCUCUGAAAUAUGCCAAGGUGGCCAUGGAGGCCUCUGUGUCCCGGGGGAAAGUGGAGUCCUGCAUCCUUGGCACCACAUCCCUGCUGCACCACUGCCUGGAGAAGGGCGUGAGCGUUGCCUUUGUCCUGAAGGACGUGGGUGUGCUCCUCAUCGAAGGCAGCACGGUGCAAACGAGAUUCUACCUGGACUUCCUGAAGAAAGUGAUUGGGAAGAGCAUCAAGGACAAGGCUACGCUCAAGGCUCUCCAGCAGCUGGACAUGGUGGUGUCCCGGGACGUGCCCAUCACCUCCCUGAGCUUCUCUGGCCGUGUCAUCGUCUUCCCCAACUUUGAACAGACGCUUCUGCACACAUUACUGUCCAGGGAUCAGCUCAAGGACUUUGGAUUUGUUCCUGGGGAGGACAAGAGGGACAUUACAGGUUUGCCACCCAUCAGGCGAAGCAUGGAAGGGACACAUCCUGGCCUGCCCGUGCCUGCUCGCCAGGGCUCCACUGCCAAGGCAGGAGAGCAGCCUGGGGAUGAGGAGGUGAUGGAGAUGAGGCAGAGCUCUGGGGUCAGGAAGCUGUCAGUGAUGCCAGGGGCUGCUGCUGGAAAAAAGGAGCCAGUGACUGACCCAGCCAAGGGCAAACCUGUGCCCAAGGGCCAAGAGCUGAAGCAGAGUGACCAAGAGGCAGCAGCAACAGAGAGGGGCAGAGGAGGAAGAGGAGAAAGAAAAGAUUCUCUCUCUCGAGAUGGAGAAAAGAAAGUUCCACUUGGAAAAGAAGGAGAAAGAAGGGAAUCUCUUGGAGGAGAAAAAGCUCAUCUUGGGAGAGAUGGAAAAAAGAAAGUUCCACUUGGAAAAGAUGGAGAAAGAAGGGAAUCUACUGGAGGAGAAGGAGAAAAAACUCCUCUUGGGAGAGACAGAGAAAAGAAAGUUCAACUUGGAAAAGAAAGAAGGGAAUCUCUUGAAGGAGAAAAAGCUCGUCUUGGGAGAGACAGAGAAAAAGUUCAAGUUGGAAAAGGAGGAGAAAGAAGGGAAUCUCUUGGAAGAGGAGGAGAAAAAACUCCUCUUGGGAGAGAUGGAGAAAACAAAGUUAAACUUGGAAAAGGAGGAGAAAGAAGGGAAUCUCUUGGAAGAAAAGGAGAAAAAGCUCGUCUUGGGACAGAUGGAGAAAAGAAAGUUCAACUUGGAAAAGAAAGAAGGGAAUCUCUCGUAGGAGAAAAAUCUCAUCUUGGGAGAGAUGGAGAAAACAAAGUUAAACUUGGAAAAGGAGAAAGAAGGGAAUCACUUGGAAGAGAAGGAGAAAAAGCUCCUCUUGGGAGAGAUGUAGAAAAGAAAGUUCAACUUGGAAAAGGAGGAGAAAGAAGGGAAUCUCUUGGAAGAAAAGGAGAAAAAGCUCGUCUUGGAAGAGAAGGAAAAAGCAAAGAUUCUCACAGAAGAGAAGAACAAAACACAGAUUCUUCUAGAAGAGAAGGAGAAAAAAAAGUUCUACGAGUAAGAGAAAAAGAAGCAAAAGAUGCUGCUGGAAGUGAAGGAGAAAAGAAAGCUCGCCCCAAAACAGGAGAAAAUAAAGUUUCUCCCAGAAGAAAAGGACAAAAGAAAGUUCCCCUUGGAAGAGAAGGAGCAAAGUUUUGUCUCAAAAGAGAAGAAGUGAAAUAUCUCCUUGAGAGAGAAAGAGAAAAGAGACUUCUUUGUGGCAGAGGAGGAGAAAGGGCAGUGCCUGCUGAGGGCACAGCAGUGCUGUGGGGUGGCCAGGGCAGGAAAGCCCCGGAGCACAAGGUGUUCAUCGUGCAGCAGCGAGGGGCUGAGGCAGCACAGGGCCUGAGAGCCAGGCCUGAGGCCUUCUGGUCCGUGCUCAAAGAGCCCCAGAGGAGCAUUUUGGCAGGGUACAGGUUCGAGUCCUCCCGCCUGCUGCCCCCCCUGUCCCUGCAGGGCGCCCCGCCCGUGCUGAAGAAGAGAGAAAAGGUCUCCAGGGGCCCCUGGCCCUGGGUGGAGUGAGCAGCACCUGAGGAGGCAAAGCAGGGACAUGGCUGGAACAGCAGCUGCCAUUCUGUGCUUCCUCCUGGGAGUGCAGAGUUAGAGAGGAAAUCUUCAAAAAUCCUCCAGUUCUGCUGGGCGCCAUGGCCAAGGUUCCACCACUGAUCCAUCUCCAGGGCUGAGAUGAUCCACCUCCUUUUCCAACAGCAAGGAGCCUCAGAACACAGCAUCUCUGGGGUUGGAGAAAGCCUGACUCAGCACAAGGCUUCUCUUUGCAUCCCCACUGGGAAAACAAAGCCCCUCUGGGAGGGUCUGGCAAAGGCUGAGAACAAAGUGCUGCUGCAGAGAGC